AUGUCAUUUGGAAUGCAGGUCUCCUUUCUGGUUGUGUUAACAGGAGAACUCAUCUUGGGAAUUCUGGGAAAUGGGUUCAUUGGACUGGUAAACUGCAUCGCAUGGGUCAGGAAUGGGAAGGUCUCCUCAGCUGAUUUCAUCCUCACUGGCUUGGCUAUGGCAAGAAUCACUCAACUAUGGGUAAUACUACUGGAUUCAUUUGUAAUGGGGCUAUUUCCACACCUGUAUGCUGCUGGGAAACUAGAAAAAGUGGUUACCCUUCUUUGGACACUAACUAAUCACUUAACUACCUGGUUUGCCACCUGCCUAAGCAUUUUCUACUUCCUUAAGAUAGCAAAUUUCUCCCACUUCUUUUUCAUCUGGCUGAAGUCGAGAGUGAACAGAGUGCUUCUUGUGUUUUUCCUGGGGUCUUUCUUCUUGUUGCCUGUUAACCUUGCAAUACAGGAUACUGUUAGUGAGUUGUGGAUGAAUGCCUAUAGAGUGCCUGAAAGGAACAUGACUUUGCAUUUAGAUCUAAAGAAAAUUUUCUAUUUUAAAACUCUUCUUCUUCUUAGCUUGACCUAUGUUAUCCCCUUUCUCCUGUCGCUGACCUCUUUGCUUCUUUUAUUUCUGUCCUUGGUGAGACACACCAAGAACUUACAGCUCAACCUGACAGCGAGGGACUCUAGCACAGAGGCUCAUAGACGGGCCAUGAAAAUGGUGACAAGUUUCCUCCUCCUCUUCAUCAUUUAUGUUAUUUCUACUCUACUAGCAGUUUGGCUCUUCAUUAAGAUACAGAAAUAUCAGGUCAUGAUGCUUCUCAUGGUGAUUUCAACUAUCUUUCCCUCAGGCCACUCAUUUAUUCUAAUUUUGGGAAACAGCAAGCUAAGACAAAUCGCCUCGAGAUUACUGCGGUAUCUUAAAUUCUGA
Molecule: messenger RNA, 909 nt
Organism: Hipposideros armiger (great roundleaf bat)
Lineage: Eukaryota; Metazoa; Chordata; Mammalia; Chiroptera; Hipposideridae
Product: taste receptor type 2 member 42-like
Exons: 1
Coding region: 1-909 (302 amino acids)
Biological process (GO): G protein-coupled receptor signaling pathway; sensory perception of taste
Cellular component (GO): membrane
Molecular function (GO): bitter taste receptor activity; G protein-coupled receptor activity
Source: RefSeq, a predicted model, not a curated record